AUGGCAAGAAUCAAUCGUAAAACCCCGAACUCUUUUAUAAUAUAUAGAAGAGAAAAACAGUUUUGGCUACGCCAAAACUUUCCAAGGUUGCCUCAGAGGGCAUUGUCUGGAAUAGUGUCCCAAAUGUGGAAACGAGAACCUCCCGCUAUCCGUGGGAAGUACGAGAGCAUGGCUCUCAGGCUCUCUAUUGAUAAUACAAACAGAAACGUAACCAAUCGCGUAGUUCCAAUGGACUACGAAACCGGGGUAACCCACUUUUUUGUUAUUGAAAAUGUAUCUAAUCAUGAGAGCCCUCCCAACGAUAAGGAAUCUGAUCCUUAUGACUUCGUAAACAGUAUUUUUGACUUUGACGCUUAA
Racocetra persica is the source of this 357-nucleotide messenger RNA. NCBI's taxonomy places the organism in Eukaryota, Fungi, Glomeromycota, Glomeromycetes, Diversisporales, Gigasporaceae. The record is from the annotation of a GenBank genome assembly.